CCAUCCUGCGAAGAAACCUAAUGUAAUUCGAUCUACACCAAGCCUGCAGACCCCAACUACCAAGCGAAUGCUCACCACCCCGAAUCACAUGGCUCUGAGCAUUCUGGGAAAAAGAAACUACAGUCAUCACAAUGGCCUGGAAGGAUCUUCUCUCUCAAUUUCCAGUUGCUCUGGAAGCCUCUAACUCUGGCCUGUGUCUCCUCAACCCAGUGAGGCCGCUUUCUGCCGGCGGUACAGUAAACUCACCUGCUGUGUGUCGGACUGAGCUGUCCCUGCCCUAUCCUGUAAUCCAAGACUUGCUACACUGUCCUGCUGACGUUCACAGCUGUGCCUGCAAAGGAGGCAGCCCCUUGCCUGGUACAUUUCCGUGGGAGACCUCCACUUGCGCCCCGUGGAGAUGCCAUGGGUCAGGGGAAGAGACUGUGGGAUGCCCGUUUCCGAAAGCUGUGCCUGUCUCCACGUGUGAAUCAGUGUCCCCUGCUUUCCUCUCAGAGACCCACGCUGUCCCAGAGCUGGGCAGGCUGGAAGGCGGAGGGGAGGAGCUUAGGCAGCCCGCCUCCUCCCUUCCCCAGCCCUGCGCCCUGUGCUCGCCCUCCGGGACCCUCUGGGACCGGCAGCCCUGCCCGACGCUGCCCUGCAUGUGCCAGCCCUGUCCGCUCUGCUUUAAGCUGUAUCGUUGUGUCCAGGAGGGACGUGGCAUCAUCCGAGCGGGUUUCCUUAAGAAACGUGCCAGUGCCCAUGGAGUUCACGAGCCCGCCGCAAGCCCCUGAUCUCCCCCCUCCCACUCCCCACCCUUGUUGCACCCAUCCUUGCAAGGCCCCUCCUGUCACUUUGUAUCUUUGGUGAAGUUUCCCUGCUGCCUGUCUUUGACCUUCACCUCCCCUCUGACCUUGCUUAGGCAUCAUGGCUGGAGGUUCUGACCCAAGGGAAACAGCAUGGUACACCUCGUGCCCCUGGCCAGUCCUCAUUAUUUUGUCCCUGUAGACCCGGCUGGAGUCCUGCUUGGUCCCACACGACUCCAGCAGCAUCAAGUGGCUGGACUCUGCUGGCCAAGCGUGGGUCUAGCUGGUUUGUGCCUCUGCAGGUGGCCCUCCUGCCUUACCGCCGAACCAGCUGACUGGCAACGGGCCAGAUGGGGCCUGCAGGGUCACGCAGGGUCGGCUUUUAUGUUAGAGGGGGGUGGGGUCAGGGAACUGUGUGCACAGGUAUGAGCUACCCCUACCCCACCCCACUGCCAUUCCACCCCCUGUGAGCAUAGGUGCCUGGCCCCUGAAGACCAGCCUGCUCCCAUGUCCCGUCCGCCCUGGCCUCCAGCCCGAGGUGGUGACCCAGCUGGUAGCUCUGUGUGCAAGAAGUUGCAAAAGUAGGAACAGCUUGGUGCCUGAUGAUAUGAAUCUGCCCCCCACCCCCAC
Molecule: messenger RNA, 1412 nt
Organism: Echinops telfairi (small Madagascar hedgehog)
Lineage: Eukaryota; Metazoa; Chordata; Mammalia; Afrosoricida; Tenrecidae
Exons: 3
Coding region: 132-770 (212 amino acids)
Source: RefSeq, a predicted model, not a curated record